AACCUCUUUUUCGUUUUCUAAACAUUUCAUCACCUUCUUAUGCUGGUUCAACGUCUUGUUGCCUUUUUUUUUAAUUGUUGCUAAGACCGAUUACUCAUCACUGAAACGACGCGUUCUUUUAUGUUAUUAUCAGUAACAAUCUCCACGUUAUUGUACUUUUAACGUCGCGUGAAUCAUACGGUAGUUUCUGCGUAGCUCCUGGAAACUGCCUAGUUUUAUUCAACCAUGACGAUGGGAAACCGAUUGAUCGAGGAUGAUUCUGAUGGGGAUGGCGCAACAGUCCAAACGCGUCCCGCGGGUGUCCGUAAUCGGCGCCAUUCUUCGGAAAAUCAUCCAACGGAUUAUAAUAUCCCUGUCACAGGUAAUGACGAGGAUAUGGAGCCGGCAUUUAACGUAAAUCAUCGAUCAAAAGAAGCGUCUCAAUAUGAGAGCUUGGAUUACGAUGUGUGCGAGAAUGUGCUUUGGCGUCGCGACCAGACAAAAAUCGAGCCAAAGUUCACCGUCAAGAAGGAUUUCUCGCGCUGGGUCAUAUCGCUGCAGAUAGGCGUGUUCACGGCACUGGUUGCAUGUUGCAUAAACAUCGUGAUAGAAGAGGUGUCGCGAGUGAAGUAUGGUUUCCUCAAGCGCCAGGUCGAUGUGAACGUGAUCCGGGGCGACCUCAGCAUUCCCUAUCUGUGGUGGUCGCUGCUCAACCUGGUGCCGGUCGUUAUCGGGGCCACACUGGUGGCGUACGUCGAACCGGUGGCCGCCGGAAGCGGUAUACCGCAGGUAAAAUGCUACCUGAACGGUGUGAAGGUACCGCGCAUCGUUCGCAUCAAAACGCUGGCCGUGAAGGCGGUCGGUGUGGCUACGUCCGUGAUCGGUGGACUGGCGGGAGGCAAGGAAGGUCCGAUGAUACACAGUGGUGCGGUCAUCGCGGCUGGAAUAUCGCAGGGCAAAAGUACCACGUUUCGGCGCGAUUUGAAAAUUCUCAAACACUUCCGCGAUGAUCACGAGAAGCGCGAUUUCGUUGUAAGCGGAGCGGCCGCCGGCGUUGCAGCAGCGUUCGGGGCACCGAUCGGAGGGACUCUGUUCUCGCUGGAGGAAGCCGCCAGCUUCUGGAACCAGAGCCUUAUCUGGCGUACGUUUUAUGCCUCGAUCAUCAGCUCGUUCACGCUCAACAUUAUCCUUUCGGCGUACCACGGACUAAGCAGCUUCCGGUACAGGGGUUUGUUUAAUUUGGGCGAGUUUGCGCCGCUACCGUUCGAGUACUUUGAGCUGCCGAUCUUUAUGCUGAUGGGCGUGUUCGGUGGAUGUACCGGCGCCGUAUGGAACGCUCUCAACAGUCGUCUGAACAAAUUCCGCUCGCACGCCAUCAAGCCACGCUGGGCAAAGGUGCUCGAAGCGGCGUUCGUUGCGAUGCUGGGAGCUACUUUUGCCUGCAUCAUGGCAUACACAAUCAACGAUUGCAAGCCGCUCGGAAACGAUCCGACCGAACAUCCUGUUCAGCUUUUCUGUGAGGACAACGAAUACAAUGCGGCAGCGGCACUCUGGUUCCAGACACCCGAGGCGACGGUGAAGGCUCUGUUCCACGAUCCACCCGGAUCACACAAGAUUCUAACUCUAGCGGUAUUUGUGAUCAUCUACUAUCCGCUGUCCUGUAUCACUUAUGGGUUAAGUGUUUCGCUAGGAAUCUUCAUUCCCACACUCCUUAUUGGUGCCGCUUGGGGUAGACUGACUGCUUCCUUUAUGGUCCUUGCCUUCCCUGCUUCAAGUGCUUUUGUCGCACCGGGAAAGUACGCCCUCAUCGGAGCCGCCGCCCAGCUUGGUGGUGUUGUACGGAUGACGCUCAGUCUGAGUGUUAUCAUACUGGAAACGACCGGAAACAUUGGCUUCAUCCUGCCGAUAAUGCUGACACUGAUGUGCGCCAAGUGGUGCGGCGAUUACUUUAACGAGGGUAUCUACGACACGCAGAUCAAAUCUUCCCGCGUUCCGAUGCUCCCGUGGCACGUCGAACCGGAGUAUCAGCAACUUUCGGCACGCCAUAUCAUGGCCCGACCGGUCGUUUGUGUGCGUGUCGAGGAAAAGGUCCAAUACUUGCUCGAUAUUCUCAAGAACACCACGCACAAUGGAUUCCCCGUGAUCGAGGAUGGGGAUGAUGGAUCACGCGUCAACGGGCGGCUGAUCGGUUUGAUCUUGCGCUCACAGCUGGUGGUGAUUUUGAAACGCAGCUUCUAUCAAGAAUCCAGUCGCUUCUGGGAAUCCACCGUCAGUAUUGAAGCGUUCCGCGAAGAGUACCCGCGAUAUCCCGCCGUUGACGAGCUGCACGUUAACGAGGACAAAUGUAGUGGUGAUUUUUCCGUCAACAUGAACAUGUUUAUGAAUCCAUCACCGUACAGCGUAGAGGAGGGGACGUCGGUGCCACGGAUCUUCCAGCUGUUCCGUGCGCUCGGACUCCGCCAUCUGAUGGUGGUUUCGUCCGAGAAUCGCGUCCGGGGUAUUAUUACGCGCAAGGAUUUUCUUAAACAUCACUAAUUCCGUCACCCGCCUAGCGGAGUGGUGAAACCAAAAAUAUGUGAAUUCGAUCUGUUUUUCUCGUUUUAACGCCAUUCGUAAAUGGUUGUGCCUUUAUUUUUUUUUACCAUUUAACUGCAAAAUAUGCGGCUGCGAGAUACAUAGGUUCCGUAAGAGAACAUAGCAUCCAUACGAAAUAAAUAAGAAAUGUGAAUUAAAUAAGAUUUAAGAAAUACAUUAAUGUUGAA
This is a messenger RNA of Anopheles coustani, 2741 nucleotides long. RefSeq names its product H(+)/Cl(-) exchange transporter 7 (gene ClC-b). Gene Ontology annotation, cellular component: intracellular membrane-bounded organelle; lysosomal membrane. The transcript has 6 exons. The record is from RefSeq and is a predicted model, not a curated record. Gene Ontology annotation, biological process: chloride transport; transmembrane transport. Gene Ontology annotation, molecular function: voltage-gated chloride channel activity. Lineage: Eukaryota; Metazoa; Arthropoda; Insecta; Diptera; Culicidae. The coding region runs from base 226 to 2514 and encodes 762 amino acids.